Molecule: messenger RNA, 3869 nt
Organism: Sesamum indicum (sesame)
Lineage: Eukaryota; Viridiplantae; Streptophyta; Magnoliopsida; Lamiales; Pedaliaceae
Product: putative late blight resistance protein homolog R1A-10
Biological process (GO): defense response to other organism
Molecular function (GO): ADP binding
Source: RefSeq, a predicted model, not a curated record
GAAAAAACAAUUUUCCCCAAACAUCCUAUCCAUAUUUAUUUAAACUAAAAAAAAAAUACAGUUGACUUCUGAUUAGCAAAUUAAGCAGCAGCAGCAAGCAUAUAGGUCAUGAAGAUCAAACAUGCUAAUGCUGCCUCAUGAGUUCGGUAACUGUUUGUGUGAGUGUCUGAGAGAGAGAAAGAUCAUCGGUCAGAGCAAUCUUCAAUCAUUGAGAAAUGGGUUAUAUUGCUUUGGUUUCUCUUAGGCGGACAAUUGAGCGCCUUCUCAAUUCUUCUCAAAUUCCAUUUCUUCCUCCCUCUCCAGAAAUCAUACAACUUGUCAAAAAGCGGGUUAAGUCCGUAAAACACCUCCGUCGUAAUCUUUCGAGAGUAGACAGCGAGAAGAGGGAAGCUGUGAUAAAGGAAAUCAUAGAGGCAACAUGCACAUUAGAAGAUACAGUUAGAGAAUCUCUGAGCUACAGGUGGGAAGAGGAGAAAGACAAGAAAGUGAUUAAUUCCGGUAUGGAAGUAGUGCAGGAGAUCAGGGACACUCUGAGCAACCCGUCCUUGUGGACAGAAGAAUUGAAAGUUGAUCCCCUGAGAGCAACCUUGCAAUAUGCAUUCCAUUUUGUUCGGACCUUAGAACUAGUAUUUACUGUGGAAGACAGAAGCAACAGCGAGGCGGUGAAAGCUGUGAAAGCUGAAAUUAGAGAGGCAGCAUACAGAUUAGAAGAUGUACUUGAAUCAGCCCAUGUUUCCGAUCAAUAUUUUCUCUCACAAUCUCAAACCCCUGAUGGAGAUGAUCAUACGAGUGACCUGGCCGAUGAAGUUGGGAAAGAGACACUUUUCUUUAUUGAAACGGCAAAUAAGAUCUGGGAGCAAUUAGACAACUUGCCGCAGCAGCCUGAACAAGACAAUGCCGCUGUAGUUUUGUCUAGAACAGAUCACAUUGAAGGAAAGAAGGAAAAGAUCUUUGGAAUAGAUCAUGAGUUGGUUCAACUAAAAGAUGGGCUUCUAAAAAAGACACACUAUCCCCUAACUGUCACAACUAUAGUUGGAAUGGCGGGCAUUGGCAAGACAACUCUUGUCAAAGAAAUAUAUGAAGAUCCGGAUAUAGUGAACCAUUUCAAAUGUCGUGCUUUUGUCUCAAUAGGCGCAGAAUAUGCACUCAAAGAAAUAAAACUCAGUAUUCUAGCUCAAAUGAAUCCUGAGAUUGAUGAAAUACAUUUACAAGAUGAGGAAUCAUUAGACUCUGAGCUUUUGAGAUUGUGUUCGCGGAGAUGCCUAAUUGUGUUGGAUGAUGUAUGGGAUAUGAGCUUAUGGAACUCAGUUGGGUGGAAAUUUCCAUUUAAAUGCCAUGGAAGUAGAAUAAUCAUGACAACUAGGCUAGACUAUUGCAUAUGGCCAAUUGGAUGCUCUGUUCUUAGGAAGCGUUUCCUGAAUCAGCAAGAAAGUUGGCUUCUUUUUUGCGAUAAGGUGUUCGGUGGAGACCACUCUUCAUGCCCACCUGAACUUGAGAAAGCUGGAAGGAAGAUUAUCAAGAAAUGUGAAGGACUUCCUCUAACAAUCAUUGCAGUUGCCAGACACCUACGCAGUGCCGAGAAGACGCCAGAGUACUGGAAGCAGGCAAAAAGAAAAGUAUAUACAACUAUCAUCAGUGAAGAUGAGGCAACGUCACAGGUACUAUAUCGGAGCUAUCAUUAUUUACGACAACAUUUAAAACCAUGCUUUCUCUAUAUGGGAGUUUUCCCGCAUGACUCUGACAUCGCUGCCUCAAAGCUCAUCAAACUAUGGUGUGUUGAGGGACUUCUUGAACUCAUCAACCCAUCGUUUAAUGAAUAUAAUGCCAUGGAUUAUCUUUAUGACCUUCUGUCCGCAAAUGUGGUUAAGGUCUGCCAGUGCAGCUCGUCAGGUGGAAUUAAAACAUGCAACAUAUAUCCUGUUUUCUGGCAUAUAUGUAUGAGAGAAGCUGGGGAGCAGAAGUUUUUCCAUGUCAUUGAUAGUAAUGGUAAUCAAGGUAUUGAAAGCCAGCGUCGGCACUGCAUUCAUAACAACGGGAUGUUUGGUAUCAAAGAUGUGCGCAAGUCAAUGACAUCAACUUCAAAUGUGCGUUCCAUCCUCUGCACUGGUCCCUACCAUCAGUACCCAGUACCAAUAUGUAUGGAUUUUAGUUUGCUGAGGGUAUUGGAUGCACUUACAGUCCGCUUCUAUGGUUUCCCAAGUGAAGUAGUAAAACUAGUUCACUUAAGUUACCUCGCGUUCACUUACAAUGGAAAGCUCCCUGCUUCCAUAUCCAAACUGUGCAAUCUUGAGUACUUGAUUGUCCGGCAAUAUCUAAGCAUCUUAUCUUCUGAGGCACGCCGGCCGUAUCUGCCCAAGGAGAUAUGGGAUAUGCAAGGAUUAAGGCAUCUCCAAGUCAUGGGAAGCGACCUACCAGAUCCUAAUUAUAAGGGCGCUCUCUUACCAAACCUCUCCACACUUUCAGGUAUUAGUGCUCGCAGUUGUACCAAAGAAAUUCUUGAAAGAAUCCCAAAUCUAAUCAAAUUAGGAGUUCAAAUGGAAUUAGCACCAGACUUUGAUGAACUCCUGUGUUGCUUUGAGCAUCUUGCAUCCCUCCAUAAACUUGAAUCACUCAAGUGGUCGGUAGUGAAUCCUAAUUUGAAGCUUCUUUUCCCAGCAGCCUCUGUUCUAAUAUUUCCGCCUGGGCUUAAGAAGUUAACUUUGAGUGGACUUGGACUUCCAUGGGAAUACAAUAGUACUAUUGCUAAAUUAAAGAAUCUUGAAGUGCUCAAACUGCAACGCUAUGCCUUUCAAGGCCGAGUGUGGAAGAGAGGUGAUGACAGAAUUUCCUUCCCUAAGCUUAGAUAUCUACUAAUUGAAGACACUGAUUUGGAGGAAUGGUAUGUUUCCCGCCGCUUUACGUGGCUUAGGCGCCUCAUCUUUCGGCAUUGCUACAAAUUAAAAGGGAUACCCCGGCAAAUUGUACGUAUUAAACAUCUUGAGAUCGAGCUAGAUGACUGCAAUAACCCUUCUCUUCUGGCUUCUAUAGAGCAUUGGCAGAAAAGAGACGGCAUCAGAAACCUUCGAGUUUGUGCUAAGUUCUCAGCGGAUGAUGGGAAGCAAGUGGCAAAUGCAUAGGAUCACUGGCAAUUGAGACAUCCCUCUCAAAUCAUGCGUCUCCAGGAAUAUCUUUGGUAGCUGAGACGCUUUGUUAUUAGUGGAAGAAUGAGUCUUUGUGGCCCAAAGUUCACUGCAACAUCUUCUUCAAAUGCUACAUUUAAUUUCACAGCUCAAAACAAGUAAAAUUAAUGUCUCAACCAAACACUUGGCAAGAAAUUCACUUUCUUCUCAUUUUGGCCACCUCUUCUUCCAUUUUGUGCUAGAAAUUCACCAUCUUCCACAUUUCGAGCAACUCUUCUUUCAUUUUUUUAAACUUGCAAAGGAGCCUAGGUAUAACUUUUUUCGCCUUUGUGGACAUUGGCCUGUCUUUCCAAACAAAAAACUCAAUACAUACUUACAUAUCAUCACAACCGUAGAAUCUUCUUUCCGAAUUCGAGUUUGUCCACGAGGCUCUUAGACAUCAUUUCUUACUACAGUAACACAGGAGAGUUCUGGAGUUCUGAUUGUAAAAGUUAAAUCACUUGUUGAUGGCAUUUUUUAAGAAACGGAAGCUGGAUUUGGGCGUCUUUGGAAGAGAGGAAAUGUGGAGGAACUGUAAUUUCUGAUUUUCACAUCUUUUGUGUCCAUUCAUGUAUUUAAUUUUCUCCAAAUAUUCAUCAUGUGAGACGCAAAUGUCUUUUCAAUCGGACUUAAUGUUUUUCGUUAAUUAUUUGAGUUGGGAUCAAAAUUGAGACAAAUCAAAGAUAUUUGCCCAAAAUGAGAUUUUUAUAA